Molecule: messenger RNA, 4729 nt
Organism: Chroicocephalus ridibundus (black-headed gull)
Lineage: Eukaryota; Metazoa; Chordata; Aves; Charadriiformes; Laridae
Gene: AXIN1
Product: axin 1
Exons: 11
Coding region: 480-3005 (841 amino acids)
Biological process (GO): negative regulation of canonical Wnt signaling pathway; cell development; positive regulation of proteasomal ubiquitin-dependent protein catabolic process
Cellular component (GO): nucleus; plasma membrane; beta-catenin destruction complex
Molecular function (GO): ubiquitin protein ligase binding; I-SMAD binding; molecular adaptor activity
Source: RefSeq, a predicted model, not a curated record
UCGGGACCACAGGUGGCUGGGAUAAAGGAUAUCUGCCUAUCCUGCCAGGAUCAAAUGGGUUGAAAUAGCACAGGGACAACCCUGGGACAACCCUGCCAGCAAGGACCAGCUGUCUCAAUGUUGACGAUGUCAGCCACCAGCCAGACCUUGCAUUCCUCCCCCUGGAUGGUGCCCACCCCGUGCCCACCUUGUCCUGUCCCACCACGAGGAUGCCGGAGCAGCAGCCGCAGAGGGCGAGAGGACGCUGCCCGGGGACAGAGUGGUGCUGCUGGGACGUGUGUGGACGGCUUCCCACCCCCGGCCCCCCGAGAGGAGCGGCGAGCCUGGUGGUCUGGAGCAUGGAGAGGCAGGCAUGCGGGGUGCAGGACCGGAGUGGACCCUAAAGCCAAACAAGCUUGUUCACCUUGGAGCUACAAAUAUCGGUGAUUUGAGAUUUGAGCUCAUCCCCCGCUGUUCCUGUGCAAGCAAGGACCAGAAAAAUGAAUAUCCAGGGGAAAGGCUUCCCCUUGGACCUUGGAGGAAGCUUCACUGAAGAUGCUCCGAGGCCUCCGGUUCCUGGCGAGGAGGGGGAACUCGUGUCCACGGAUCCAAGGCCAGUUAGCCAUGGUUUCUACUCCAGUAAAAGCGAUGUGGUUAGAAAUGAGACGUCCACGGCAACCCCGAGGCGCUCCGAUUUGGAUUUGGGGUACGAGCCCGAGGGGAGUGCUUCGCCAACUCCACCCUACCUGAAGUGGGCCGAGUCGCUGCACUCCUUGCUGGAUGAUCAAGACGGUAUCAACCUCUUCAGGACUUUCCUGAAACAGGAGGACUGUGCGGAUCUGCUGGACUUCUGGUUUGCCUGCAGCGGCUUCAGGAAGCUGGAGCCCUGCACGUCUAAUGAGGAAAAAAGACUCAAGCUGGCAAAAGCCAUUUACAAAAAAUACAUCCUCGACAACAACGGCAUUGUGUCCCGGCAGAUCAAACCGGCCACAAAAAGCUUCAUCAAAGACUGCGUCAUGAAACUGCAGAUUGACCCCGACAUGUUUGACCAGGCCCAAACGGAGAUUCAGUGCAUGAUAGAAGACAAUACCUACCCUUUGUUCCUUAAGUCGGAUAUUUAUUUGGAAUACACGAGGACAGGUGGGGAAAGUCCAAAAAUUUAUAGCGAUCCGAGCUCAGGGUCCGGGACAGGUAAAGGGCUACCCGGUUAUCUGCCGACUCUGAACGAGGACGAGGAGUGGAAAUGCGACCAAGAGGCCGAGCCCGAGGCCAGCAGGGACUCGGCACCCUCCAGCAGGCUGACGCAGAAGCUGCUCCUGGAGACGGCCACCCAGCGCGCCGCCUCGGCUCGCCGAUACAGCGAGGGGAGGGAGUUCAGGCAUGGGUCAUGGAGAGAGCCUGUUAACCCUUACUAUGUCAACACGGGCUACGCUUUGGCACCAGCGACCAGUGCCAAUGACAGCGAGCAGCAGAGCAUGUCCAGUGAUGCCGAUACGAUGUCGCUGACGGACAGCAGCGUAGAUGGGAUCCCACCGUACAGACUCCGAAAGCAGCAUCGCAGAGAGAUGCAAGAAAGUGCCAAAGCAAAUGGACGUGUGCCACUACCUCACAUUCCUCGUACAUACCGAAUGCCAAAGGAUAUCCACGUUGAACCGGAGAAGUUUGCUGCAGAACUGAUCAAUCGUUUGGAGGAAGUACAAAAGGAACGUGAAGCAGAGGAGAAGUUGGAGGAGCGCCUCAAACGCGUUCGAGCGGAAGAAGAAGGUGAGGAUGCAGAUAUCUCUUCUGGUCCCUCGGUCAUUAGCCACAAGAUGCCUUCCGCCCAAGCCUUUCAUCACUUCGCUCCUCGUUACUCUGAGAUGGGCUGUGCUGGAAUGCAGAUGAGAGAUGCCCAUGAAGAGAACCCAGAAAGUAUCCUUGAUGAACAUGUCCAGCGUGUGAUGAAAACACCAGGCUGCCAGUCUCCAGGACCUGGCCGCCACUCUCCUAAGCCACGGUCCCCGGAAAGCGGCCACUUAGGAAAGCUGUCAGGGACACUAGGAACAAUUCCCCCAGGGCAUGGCAAGCAUGCAACAAAAUCAGGAAUGAAACUGGAUGCAGCUAACUUAUACCACCAUAAACAUGUCUACCACCACAUCCAUCACCACAGCGUGAUGAAACCAAAAGAGCAGAUCGAGGCCGAGGCCACGCAGCGAGUGCAGAACAGCUUUGCUUGGAAUGUAGAUUCACAUAACUAUGCAACAAAGUCACGGAACUACACUGAAAACUUGGGCAUGGCCCCUGUCCCCAUGGACUCUUUAGGCUACAGUGGGAAAGCCAGUCUGCUCUCAAAAAGAAAUGUUAAGAAGACCGAUUCAGGGAAAAGUGAUGGUGCCAGCUAUGAGAUGCCAGGAUCUCCUGAAGACGUGGAGAGAAACCAGAAGAUCCUUCAGUGGAUCAUAGAAGGAGAGAAGGAGAUCAGCAGGCAUAAGAAAACAAACCAUGGCUCUUCAGGUGCUAAGAAGCAGCUGUCCCAUGAUAUGGUCCGACCCCUCUCCAUUGAGCGACCUGUUGCGGUGCAUCCGUGGGUCAGUGCCCAGCUCCGAAACGUCGUCCAGCCUUCUCACCCCUUCAUCCAAGAUCCUACGAUGCCGCCCAAUCCAGCCCCCAACCCACUCACCCAGCUGGAAGAAGCUCGCAGGAGGCUGGAAGAGGAGGAAAAAAGGGCUGGAAAACUCCCCGUUAAACAAAGGUUGAAGCCCCAGAAGAGACCAGGCAGUGGCGCGUCCCAGCCCUGUGAAAACAUCGUGGUCGCUUACUACUUCUGUGGAGAGCCCAUCCCUUACCGCACCCUCGUCAAAGGGCGCGUGGUGACGCUGGGACAGUUCAAGGAGCUGCUGACCAAGAAAGGGAACUACAGGUAUUACUUUAAGAAAGUGAGUGACGAGUUCGACUGUGGUGUGGUUUUCGAGGAGGUGCGGGAGGAUGACACCAUCCUGCCCAUCUUUGAAGAGAAAAUCAUCGGGAAGGUGGAAAAGAUUGAUUAAGCUCCAGGGCUGCUGAGGCGUGAGGACAGGACUGUGAAAGACUCUGGGACCGGAGGAGAAGGCCUGGGCGGAUGCUGGUGGUGCUACUGCCACAGGCAGCCGGGCAAGCCCAGGGCGGAGGGUGGCAACCUGCUCCGGCACGGACCUGGGCAAGCUCCGGGUUGCCGGUGGACACCGUUUCACCCCACGAACCUGCCAGUGGGAGCCCAGUCUCCCUCUCCGUAACGAAUAUAAGUGUAAUGUAGCAUUGUACAGUGCAUUAGAAAGUGUAAUAUGACCUUGUUUACUAAAGCUGCAUAUUUUUGAUAUAUUGUAAUAAAAGGAAAAUAUUUCCAAUGUCACAGUGCUCUUAUGUAAAUGUAAAACAUACAGGUACUGCAGAACUCACCCAAAGUGUACAGCCAUCCGCCAGACUCCGUCUGCUCCUCGCUUUCCCGGCACCCUGCCCCGGCUUCCCCCCGGCGUGGAUGGCUUCAGAGCGUCGGGGGGGUCAGAGCCGCUCUCCCCCCACCGGCGUGGAAGGGGCGGCCACGCUGCGGAGGGGCUGUGGGUCCAGCUCACCCCUGAAGAUUAUUGAGCCAUUUGGAACGAGUCCAUCUCUCGCCUCCCUGGCAGUCUCAGCUGCUGGACAUGGUAGGAUGGUUUUUAUUUUUCCUCCUGAGCUUUCUUGCGACCGAGUAAAUCCCCAAGGGACAGAAGGGUCGGUGCCAGCUUCUCUGGGCUGGGGGCUUCCCGCGGUGUGAGGACCAGCUCAGAGAUGGUGCUGGCAUCCCGCAGUCCCACACUUGUCCCCCUCCCAUGCACCUGCUGCCCCUGGGGGAGGGUUCGCCUCCCGGGAGGGUGCUGCAGAGUGCCAGCACCCGUGUGCCCAGCACAGACGUUGCCCAAGCCCCUGGUGCCAAGCUCCGGCUUCGGUCGGGGGAUGCCUUUUAGGAGAAAUAUAGGGGAGGGAACUGAUGAGACACUAAAUCUGAGGAUGUAAACCAUUUUUUGUCGGCUUCUGUGUCUCGGGGGGGCAGCGUGAGGGCACUGCUGAGAGUGAGGGGGGUGUUGGUGCCAGUCUGUUGGGGCUCGUGUAGGGCCAGGUCACCCAGCGAGGCAGCCGGCACCCUGGGAAGCCUCCUGGGCUUACUCGGCCGCAAGAAAGCUGGGGGCUGCACUGGUGCCCCCCCGACCUUGCCCUCAACCCUGCCUUGCUCCAGCACGGCCGCGGCUCUGCCCUGGCUCCUUCGGAGACCAGCCCUGGCCCACCCUGCAGAAACCGGGGUGGCCCUCAAAGCUGGGGGGCUUCCCCAUCAGCACUCGCCUUGCCUGGUGCUGCUCUUGGCCGUGGUGACGCCUUGGAGCUGCUGGGGACCCCGGGAUGCCACUCAGCCUGUUGUAUAUGUCACCGAGUGCCUUUAAAACACGGUUCUGUGACUUGCCUAUACGCUACGUGAAGUCCAGCAAAAUCCGCAAUCGUUUUCAGCCCAGGAACAGCGUUACGAGCGUUUUUCCUCCCCCCCUCUUUUUUUUUUUAAGUUCUGAUGGUGUUGUGUCUGGUGAGGUUGUUAACAUGCCCGGGAUUUCUGUCUCCCCCUUUUUUUCUUGGGGGAAGGGGGGGGUCCCCUGUAAAUAUGUACAGCGGCCACGCGGCCCCGGCGACGUCUCCUCUGCAUACUCAUGUGCUGACUUGUACAAUGAUCUUUUCAAAGGUACUUGGAUAAAAUUGAAAUAAAACCCCA